CCAUUUUGUAUGCGAUGUUUCUCAAAGUUUCUUUUGCAAGUGGCCUGGUUAACUGCGUUGGAAUUCCUGGGUGUUCAGAGACAAAAUCAGAACCAGGAGGGUGGGAUUGAGGAUGGGUGCCCGAAGAUCCUCGAGACAACUUCACUGAAAGUGAGGAGCAAGCAGUGUCAGGCCCAGCUGCCCGCCGUUGGCCCUGGGGACGCCCCUGGCACCCAGAUUAGGAUCAUGACUCCUGUGAACGACCAUGGCAUGGCGGAAAGCAUUUUUGACCUGGACUAUGCUUCCUGGAAGAUUCGCUCGACCCUGGCGGUGGCUGGCUUUGUCUUCUACCUGGGCGUCUUUGUGGUCUGCCACCAGCUGUCAUCCUCCCUGAACACCACCUACCGCUCUCUGCUGGCCAAAGAGAAGGUCUUCUGGAACCUGGCAGCUACCCGUGCAGUCUUUGGUGUCCAGAGCACAGCUGCCGGCCUGUGGGCUCUGCUGGGGGACCCGGUGCUCCACGCCGACAAAGCUCUUGGGCAGCAGAACUGGUGCUGGUUUCACAUUACCACGGCCACUGGGUUCUUCUGCUUCGAGAACGUGGCCGUGCACCUGUCCAACCUCUUCUUCCGGACGUUCGACCUGUUCUUGGUUGUGCAUCACCUCUUUGCCUUUCUUGGGUUCCUGGGUUCAGCGGUCAAUCUCAGAGCUGGCCACUAUCUGGCCAUGACCACUUUGCUCUUGGAGAUGAGCACACCUUUCACCUGCAUUUCCUGGAUGCUCCUGAAGGCCGGCUGGUCAGACUCGCUCUUCUGGAAGGUCAACCAGUGGCUAAUGAUCCACAUGUUCCACUGCCGUAUGAUCCUCACUUACCACAUGUGGUGGGUAUGCUUCCAGCACUGGGGAGCGCUCGUCGACAGCCUCUACCUGCCUCACUUUGCACUGUUCCUGUGUGGGCUGGCCCUGCUCACACUCCUCAUUAACCCCUACUGGACACACAAAAAGACCCAGCAGCUUCUAAAUCCUGUGGAUUGGAACUUCGCCCAGUCUGAAACCAAGGGCAGCAGGCCAGAAAGGACCAACGGCCAGGUGCCUCAGAAAAAGAGGUUCUAGGACCCAGGGGACCAGGCGGCUCCACCGACAGUGACUUUGACAGAUGAGGUCAUGAGCAAGUUUAGAUCUAGGUGAAUACUAACUUGUUCUUUAGUAUUAAUUCUAUAACAGCCAGGAAGUAUUGCAAGGAGCUUGAUUUGCCUGCAGGAGGCUAUGGUCGUCAUGGUCUUCUGAUUCCUCUGGUGUGACCUCAGCCAUGCUGUCUCUGCCUGGCCAGGGUCAGGGAAGGAGCCAUGGUGGUCAGGUGUGCAAGCUGUUAAGGAUGCCAGCCUGGAUACUUGGAAGGACUGCAUUAGGAAGGAACCUGUGUGGGUGUGGAUGAAUCAACACACUCAUAGCCUGCGUGCCUUAUUUGGAAGCCACGUUCCUUCUCAUUACCAAGUAUUGGCCUAAGAAAAUGUGAUUUGCUGAUAUUUGUGAAAAUUUCCCAGCAUGUAGAAUUUUAAGCCCAUGGUGCAGCAUCACCCUCUAGUGGCAAGUGCAGGGAGGGCAUGGUUCUGAUAAAGGGUAUUUCACAGUGGCCGAAUGGUCCUAAGAGUUUAUCCACCCCUCCUUACAUGGUGCCUGGAUCUUGGAGCUAUUUCUGAUUGACCCAAGUGUCUAGCCUUGCCCCAGUUCUGCUCUGUCAAUUUCAAGGCAGGGCAGUGACUUUCUGCUCUGGGCUGUGAGGGGGCCUCCGUCUGUACCCAGAGAUGCUCUGCCUGAGUUGCCAGGGCCCAGAACAAAUACACAGCUUGCCCUAUGUGACCGUAGGCAUGGGUUCCUAUUGCACUGUUUGUGGGUGGGACAUCCAGACACCACUGUCCAUGAUACUGACAGACACAGAAACUUUCCCCAAAAGUAUACAAUUAAAGUGAGGUUUAUUUUUGUCACAGCUACCUUUGAAGUGGUGGUUGCUCUUGAAAAAUCAUGUGUGACUUAUGCCUGCCAUGGAUCAUGGGCCUCAGCAUGUUUUGAAUACUAGUGCUUUAACUUUAUCGGGAUGUAUGAUGCCUAUUUAUUUCAUUCUAAGACAAUCUUGUGUCCCUAAGAUUGUCAACCGAAAACCCUGUAGCUACUAUAUCUGCUUUACACAGGCACCAGCCUGGCAGUUUUUAACUGGGCAGAAGUUUAAUAAAGUUAUAGCUGUUUACAGAACCCAAA
Messenger RNA from Phodopus roborovskii (desert hamster), 2235 nucleotides. RefSeq names its product CLN8 transmembrane ER and ERGIC protein (gene Cln8). Lineage: Eukaryota; Metazoa; Chordata; Mammalia; Rodentia; Cricetidae. The transcript is spliced from 3 exons. Gene Ontology annotation, biological process: lipid homeostasis. Gene Ontology annotation, cellular component: endoplasmic reticulum; membrane. The record is from RefSeq and is a predicted model, not a curated record. The coding region runs from base 10 to 1092 and encodes 360 amino acids.